ACCGCAGUGAGGUGAAGCCCCGCCCCACGGUUCCAUUUCGGUUUGGAGGAGACGCGGCGCUCGAGUGGAGAAUUGAAAAUAAAAACAUUUAUUUAUUUUCCAGUCUAAGGAUCGAAGUGUUCCGGGGCAGCGGCGCCGAGGGAGCCCAGCGGAGUCGCCACAAGGCCAGCCCGAAUCAGCUCGGGGGGGGUCCUCGAAAGAGCCCCCUUUUUCUGUCGCCUCGCUCCCCCUCUCGAUUCGCGCGGCGCGGCCGGGCCUGGUCGGCGGCACACACGGGCGGCGGCAUGGCGGAGUACGGCAACGGCCUGACGGAGGAGUCGCUGCUGGACUCGGACCCCGGGCACCCGGAGCUGGAGGAUUCGGCCGCGGGGGACGAAGAGCCGGGUCUGGAGGAGGGCGAAGCCGCCAUUGAGGACCCGGAGCUGGAGGCGAUCAAAGCGCGGGUCCGAGAGAUGGAGGAGGAAGCCGAGAAGCUGAAGGAGCUGCAGAACGAGGUGGAGAAACAGAUGAACCUCAGCCCCCCGCCAGCGGGUCCCGUCAUCAUGUCCAUCGAGGAGAAGAUGGAGGCUGACGGCCGGUCGAUCUACGUGGGAAACGUGGACUACGGCGCCACGGCGGAGGAGCUGGAGGCCCAUUUCCACGGCUGUGGCUCCGUCAACAGAGUCACCAUCCUGUGCGACAAGUUCACCGGACACCCCAAAGGGUUUGCCUACAUCGAGUUUGCAGACAAGGAGUCCGUGCGGACGGCCAUGGCCCUGGACGAGUCUCUGUUCAGAGGGAGGCAGAUAAAGGUGGGAGCCAAGCGCACGAACCGGCCAGGGAUCAGCACCACAGACCGCGGCUUCCCCAGAGCCCGCUUCCGCUCGCGAGGGAACUUCUCGACGUCCCGCUCCCGAUACUACAGUGGAUACACCCCCCCCAGAGGACGAGGCCGGGCCUUCAGGUUUCAGGACCAGUGGAGGCUGACCACCCCUCCUCCCCCCGUGGCUGCGGCGCCUCCUACAGUGUCGGCAGCGUCUCUCUCUCUCUCCGCUCCCGCCCUCCACACUCACCCCAUCCUCUCCGUGUGGGGAGGUGGGGGAGGGGGGCAGGGUGACCACCGGGCCGCGCCGGGGGGGCUGUACUAUAACAACAAGCGCUGAGCCCCGCCC
This is a messenger RNA of Lepisosteus oculatus (spotted gar), 1151 nucleotides long. RefSeq names its product poly(A) binding protein, nuclear 1 (gene pabpn1). Gene Ontology annotation, cellular component: nucleus. Gene Ontology annotation, molecular function: poly(A) binding. The record is from RefSeq and is a predicted model, not a curated record. NCBI's taxonomy places the organism in Eukaryota, Metazoa, Chordata, Actinopteri, Semionotiformes, Lepisosteidae.